ACAGAGUGUACUAUCGUUAGACUUCGUAACCAACGCACAUUUUCGUUUGCCGCACACCUUCGCCGAGAGUCCGGACGUCGUUGCGCCGACACCGAUCACUUCUGCAUCGCAAAGCCUAUCUCUAUCAACAAUGCACGAUCAAAUUCGAGAGAGCAGUCCGCCAUCUGACGGGGAUAUGGACUAUGAACUUUAUGCUAUGCCUAACGCCAACCUCAUAGUCACCGAAGACGAAAUUGAUCCACAAGAAGACCUAUCUUCUGCGUUCCAUGAACAACUAUCUACAAGCGAUCCAACCGCGAACAAUAAAAACGGACAUGAGGGCACCUCUCCACAUUACCCUCAGCACUCCCAACGCAAGAAUCGAUUCGACCAAGCCGUGUAUACCGAAACGCUUGAAAUCGAUCCGCUUGUGCACAGUGAUCAGGCCAUACGAAAUGAAUGUGCGCUUUCUCCGUCUUUCUCGCCGCCAGAAGAGUGGCAAGCUAUCGAUCGUGCUAGUAUCAAGCGCAUCGAUGAGGAAGGUCAAGCUUUCGUUUCAAGACUCGGAGAUCGAGAACGAGAAAUUGACGCUAUGAACGCAUCCAUUUGCUCAGAUCAAUGGCCGUAUACUAUGCCCGAGAGCUGGAAUAAACUAGACCUAUUCAAGUUGGCCAAGCAUCCUCAGCUCCAUGCGUUCUACGCUCAACAGGAUCUCAUCAUACGCCAGCUCAUAGAGACCCGCAUUGAGUUCAUCAAAGGGGCUUGUUACACUGAGAGGGAGGGUGGCUUGGAUGCGGAACACCAGUACUUGAACAAACAGCUAUUCUGUCAUUAUGGUGAUAGGGAAGACGACAAGGCACUUGGCGAAAAUCUUCUGAAUCGGGAAAUGCAGCAAAUGAAGAUUCAGGAGGAUGUCUUGCACGCAUUACCAGCAGCUGCGGCCAAGCCAGAUUUGCGCGAAUCCAUGCUGGAUUACCCAAACCUCGAUGGUCAGCUCGACCAACUUGGUAGCACCGACGUCCACGCCUUCCCACUGAUUCUGCAUGAGAGUGAUGACAAACAACAAGACCCUCAUACCGUUGCUGAACCGCCAGAGAGUUCAACUACGGCACAAACUAGCGCGGCCGCCGAAGCGUCCACCUCUAGUCCUCCGCCACCAAAUGAGCAGCCAGCCGCAGACACACCAGCGCCACAAGACUCAAACUCUCCCAACACUGUCAUCCCAGACAAUGGUCAGCCAACGUCACAAAUUUAUCUGAUGGUACCAAUUACACUCCCGCCUCAUAUGCGAUCAGUUGGUGUCCCCGGAACGCCUAUGAACUCGCCUUCGCCCGCACUGUCGAACGAUGUGGUAGACCAAGGACCUAUCCCCGUCAGACUAGUAUCGCGACUGGAGCGUAUUGAGAACGAGAGGCGUCAAUCUGCCGGGGAGGAUGCAACUCACGGUAGCGGGAACAAUACACGACUGCCAAGCGAGGAGGGAGAAGGAAUCGGACGCAUAGGACCGGUCAACAGCGUCGCGGAGUGGCAGGCAGGCGUAGCGAGAUCAGGCGGCGCUGCGGAACAGUCUACAGAUCAACCUAGCAAGCAGACAGAUGAGGACGAGGAUGAACGGAUGAGUAAGUGUGCGAGACUUGAGGUUGGGUUCUGAGAGACUACCCCAUUAACAUGCUUGCUCACACGCGUCUCACAGGCGAUACAUAAAAAAAUCGCAGACAUUCGCGCGUACAUGGUCAUGGAUGAGAAGUGCUACCAGGCGCAAAUGGAACAAUUGGAAUGGGAGAUCGAGCUUGGGAACCUUGUCCCCAGCCCUGGCCAUGCCAAUGAUAUUUACGAUAACAAUGAGGCCGCCGAGUAUGAGCCGCCGACUGUUCGAGAGGAGAUGUUCGACUGGUGGGGUAGACGCCAGAA
This is a messenger RNA of Dothidotthia symphoricarpi CBS 119687, 1890 nucleotides long. RefSeq lists its product as uncharacterized. Bases 131 to 1630 code for a protein of 499 amino acids. Lineage: Eukaryota; Fungi; Ascomycota; Dothideomycetes; Pleosporales; Dothidotthiaceae. The transcript has 4 exons. The record is from RefSeq and is a predicted model, not a curated record.